Molecule: messenger RNA, 1274 nt
Organism: Neocloeon triangulifer
Lineage: Eukaryota; Metazoa; Arthropoda; Insecta; Ephemeroptera; Baetidae
Product: octopamine receptor 1-like
Exons: 5
Coding region: 244-1254 (336 amino acids)
Biological process (GO): G protein-coupled receptor signaling pathway
Cellular component (GO): membrane
Molecular function (GO): G protein-coupled receptor activity
Source: RefSeq, a predicted model, not a curated record
CGGCACACAAUCAAAUUAAAAAAGGAUUCCGCAUUCUCUGUCGGCGUUGGUCUCGACUCGUGCGAAAAUCUCAUUUACGAAUUUUCGCACCCAUCCAUAUAGUGGAAGUGGUGAAUUUUUUUUUUUUCGUGUAAUCGCGAGCGUUGGAGCGAGAAUUGGCAGUGAGAGAUAAGCAUGGGCUGUGGGAAAGGACCAGGUGUGCACCACCGCCAGGGUUAGUGCUCAAAAGUGCGUUUGGGCAAAAUGGAGUGGAUCAUCGCUGUGGUCGACGGCAUCCUGAUGAUUUGCAUCCUCGGCGGCAACUGCCUCACGGUCACGGUCAUCGUCAGGAAGCCGAAACUCGCGACGCCCUCGAACCAAUUCGUCCUGGGACUCGCGCUCGCCGACAUGCUUGUUGGAAUUUCCAUGCCGUACCACAUGGCGUUCUACAUUUCGGACGAAAUAAACCACUGGCUCGUUCCGUGUUUGAUUCGCUUCGUCCUGAUGAUCAUGGCCUGCUCGGCGUCCGUGCUGCACCUCAUCUGCGUGGCCGUCGACCGCUACCUGGCCAUCAUCUACCCCCUACGCCACCAAGUCAUAGUAACCAAAGGGCGAGCCCGUCAGGCUAUUUUCUGCAACUGGGUGAUCGCGGUGGCGAUUUCAACAAUGCCUAUUUAUUGGAAUGAUUGGACGGUGCAUUCACAAUACUGUUCGAUUGAAAACAUUUUGCCGGCCAACUUUUUCCUCUGCGUUGUGAUUCCCGCUUUCACUAUUCUUCUGGUGAUCAUGCUGGGCACCUACGUCCGAAUCCACCAAGUCGCUUCGUCUCACGCAACCCGCCUUUCCCAGCAGCGAUUGUCCUGCUCGCACAUCAGCAUCCACGUCGGCACCAACGACAUCCAACACCUCCAGAAAGGCAAAAAGUCUAUGCAGGUAGUGGCGCUGGUGCUGGGCUGCUUUUGCGUCUGCUGGUGCCCCUAUUUGACAAUCGGCACCAUCAUUCUGCACGGGUACAAAACCCACACCCUCGACUUAGCCUACAAUCUGGCCUUCAGCUUCGCCAUGGCCAACUCCUGCAUGAACCCGGUGAUCUACGCGUGGAAAAACCAAGACUUCAAGUGCGCCUUCCAAGAGCUGCUGGGAUGCUGUCGGACGAAGCCCUCCCUAAGCACGGAGGAAAUUGUCCGCUCUCGAAGCCAAAGCAAUAUCGAGGCCAGAGCGUCGGCGUCCACAUCCCGCUCGUCCAUCAACGAAAUACAAAUCGAACGAUUCUAAUACCAUCAGCCUUUGUAUAU